Molecule: messenger RNA, 1029 nt
Organism: Vigna unguiculata (cowpea)
Lineage: Eukaryota; Viridiplantae; Streptophyta; Magnoliopsida; Fabales; Fabaceae
Source: RefSeq, a predicted model, not a curated record
CAUCUUAUACACCUUUUGCCACUACAAAAGGUUGUAUCCUUAAUUACAUCACAAACAAAGGUGAAAAAAGAGACAUGGGAGCUACAAAGAGGGGUUGUCCCAGCCAUUCAGAACAACCGAUGCAAUUGAAGCCACCAGGGUCACCCUACAGAUGCAGUGGAUGUCGAGAAGUAGGGUUUGGACGCAGUUACCACUGUGAAAACAAGAACUGUGGUUACAUCCUGCACGAAGAGUGUGCAACUGCUGUUUCCUUCGCCUUUCAUCGAUUUUUUCCGAGGAGCCACUUCGAGUUAUACGAGGAAGCACCAGGGCACCGCGUGAGAUACUGUGAUGCUUGUGGAAAGGAUGUUCUAGGGUUUGUGUACCAUUGUUCAAGCACAGGUUAUGAUCUUCAUCCAUGCUGUUUAAAGAUGAAAGAUAGCAUUUCUGAUGAAGAAGGGCUUGUGUCACUUCAACUGUGUCAGAAGGUUCCUUCAAAGUGUGUGAAAUGUAAGCAUAGGAAUGUUGUGGAUGGAAUCAGAGGAUGGUCUUAUGUGUCUUCGGAUUCUGGGGGAAGUUGCUGUUACCAUGUUUGGUGUGUUAAGCAACUGAUUCUUGAGAAUUUGAAUAAGGGCUAUUUUAGUCGUGAAAUUGGGAUGAGUGAGAGUGAGAGUGAGAGUGAGAGAGAGUACUCUCAGCUUGCAGUGAGAAGCAUGGACAUGGUACGAAGUAGAAGAAGUACGAGGAGGUCAGGGACGAUGAAGAAGUACACAAAGAUUGCUGUGUUGGUAUUUAAACUGGUUUUUUCAGCUGUUUUUGGAAACCCUAUAACUGCCAUUGCUUCUCUUGUUGAAGCCCUAGUUUCAGAUUAGGAGAUCCUACGGUUCUUAAAUUAUUGCCACUGUUUGGAUCGCAAAGCUUUCUUAAUAUGGUUCGUUGUUCAUUUGAUUUACCAUGAGUGCAGAUAUGAUGUUGAAUGAGAGUGUUUCAAUUUGUGUUGGUUUUGGGAAUUUUCUAUAUUAUAAUAAAGUACAAAUUCAAGCUAUGUAA